Molecule: messenger RNA, 816 nt
Organism: Arctia plantaginis
Lineage: Eukaryota; Metazoa; Arthropoda; Insecta; Lepidoptera; Erebidae
Source: the annotation of a GenBank genome assembly
AUGUCAUGGAAAGGAAUGGAAAAUGUUUGCGGUUUUAAGGAAAUGAAAAACUACAAUCUUGUGAUAAGACAAUUAUUAUCAGAAUUUCUGGGUUCCCUUCUGUAUCUAUCACUAGUGCUAUCUGCGGGUAUAGGAAUCAAAAGUACCAAUGAUAACGAAGGCAGAAGGAUUGAACAUGGAACUGCCACUGUUCUGAUCGCCGUAGCUAAUGGACUGGUUGUGGCUAGCAUUAUCACAAUCUUCGGCCAUGUAUCUGGCGCUCAUAUAAACCCAGCCGUAACGUGCGGUGCAAUGAUUUGUAAGCAUAUCAAACCCGUAAAAGCUGUUUGCUAUGUUAUAGUGCAAAUUGUUGGAGGUGUAGCAGGUGCAGGGAUUGCGUAUCUUCUCUCUUCAGAAACUAUUCGCGGAGACCUUGGAGCAAUAAUUCCUUACAAGCACUUGAGAGAAUAUCAGAUAUUCGGUUUGGAGUUCCUGAUGACCUUUAUGCUAGUGGCCGUAGUCCUGAGCGUCAUCGACACAACCCGAGGAGCGAGGGGCCUAGGUUCUGCACCACUAGCCAUAGGUCUAUCUAUCACAGCUGGCAUCUGUAGUUGCAGUCCUUACACAGCAUCUAUGAAUCCUAUCAGAAGCCUGGGCCCCGCAGUUAUUAUGAAUCGUUGGGAUAGUCAUUGGGUGUACUGGGUAGGACCAAUGGCUGGUGGUUUGGUCGCGGGGUUAACCUAUAGGUGUUUGCUCCUGUAUCACCAACAAACGAUAGUGUUACAAUCAUCGCGUAUAGAUAUAAAUCGGAUGUUGGACAGGCACAGAAGUGAAUGA